AUGUCCUCCACACACGAUGCCUUCAGCCUGCCGACUUCCUCGCCCGGCAUCCACCCACACCCUGACGCCUUCAAUCCGGAGAUGCUCACUUCCCCGACAAGUAGCGGCUCGUAUUCAUACCCACCGCACUCGUCACGGGGGUCUUACGACUAUGUUCCCACCGGUACACGAUCACGACAAUCCUCGAUACUCCCCCUCCAUUCCAACGCAUCCUUGCCGCCUCUACCAUCCUACCCUCCGUUAUCGCACACGUGGGAUCGCCUCCGCCAAUGGCUCUCGCGAGAGUACCCGGAGCUGGGCGACACACUCAACUAUGGGAUUCUUCCUCUGGACCUGCAACAGAUUGAGAUGGCCCUGGGCAUGCGCCUGCCAGCGGCGGUGCGGGAUUCGUACUUGUGUGUCGACGGGCAAGAGGCGGAGUCCGCAGCAGGGUGUUCGGAGGGCCUGUUCUUCGGCCUGACGCUGCUGCCGAUGGAGGACGUUCUGGAGGAAUGGAGGUUCUGGAGGGAGAUUGACGACGACCCGAGCACUGGGGCGAAUCCACGCCUAAAAGAGGUAAUGCAGUCCAUCCCUCCGAAGUGGGUCAAGCGGGAGUACACCUGCAAGGGCUGGCUCCCGCUCAUCACGGACAAGGGGGGCAACUACCUCGGCAUCGACAUGACUCCGGACGAGGAGGGGAAGUCAGGGCAGGUCAUCGUCUUCGGGCGUGACUUUGACACCAAGAUCGUGAUGUUCAGAGGGGAGGGCGAGGGCGGGUGGGGCAAGUGGCUCGCUGGCUUCGUGGAUGAUCUCGAGAGCGGGGAGGGAUAUGAGCUGGGGUCGACGAAUGACGGGAGCGAUGGCAGCGAGGACUCCGUUGGGUACGAAAGCUAUUUCUUCGACGGCGUCGGCGGCGGUCAGGGCGACACUGGUGGCGAUGCAGGCACUGGCGGUCUGCGUAUGACGGGCGAGUACAAAGGGUGGAAUGUCCUUGAAGCCUGGGCGGAUCGCAGCAUACGGAAGUGGCAAGAGGCCGGACUAUACGCCAAUGAUGCAUACCCACCAUGGGAGAAGGGCAAGGCGGCGGAGCGGUUUUCUCUCGAUCAUAUACCGUUAGCCGGGGCUGGCAACGGCUCUGGCGCAGAGGUGCCUAUACCUGUUUUCUCAGACGCAUCUGGGGAAACGACAGCCCUCACCACGGCCCCGGAACCUUUGAGCUACGUUGCGGACAAGAGACAAUCAUCAUCUCGGCGAUCCGUCCCGACCAUCGCAGUCACAAAACCUCCGGCGCCGUUGCCUCUAGAGUUGCCCACGCCAGCAGCUAUCGAUUCGCCGUCGUUUGCGUCGCAGCAGCUGCCCGACGACAUCGAAGCAGGCCACAACGUGGGGGUGUUUGAUGCAUCGUCCGCGUCGUCGCCUCCUGCGACAGUGUCGCCUCUUCGCAUCGUUUCGCCACCCGCAGCAUCAACCUCAAAUCCAAUUCGCAUUCCUUCUCCCCCUUCAAGGGCGCUGACAGGAUCGCCGGACACAAUACACGCUGCCUCGCCUACCGCGCCGAUACCUGAUCUGCUUACGCCCACAUCACCAACUACCCCAACGUCAUCUGUCCCCGCACCGGUGAUGGCAGCGGUGCUGCUCGAUUCGGAGUCGCCAGCCCAGUCGGGUGAAGAUUCUCCAGUUCUGAUCCAUGCGGACGACGUCGAGCCUGAAGCUCCCAUCCGUCUCGUUGGCGGAGGAGGUAUCUCCGGUACGGUUGAUGACUCGAUGCAGAACGACAUUGUUAUUGUUGACGACCCGCAGUCGGUGGAACGUGAAGACGACUCGAAUGGGCCGGCCUCGCCGACCGCGGCGGAGACGAGCCCCACUAGCGAGAAGCGGAAGAGCAUCACGGCGAGUCUGAAGAGCAUUGGGCGGAAGAAGGACUCGGUCUCGUCGAUCAAGGGGAGCGGUUGA
Molecule: messenger RNA, 1932 nt
Organism: Fomitopsis serialis
Lineage: Eukaryota; Fungi; Basidiomycota; Agaricomycetes; Polyporales; Fomitopsidaceae
Exons: 3
Coding region: 1-1932 (643 amino acids)
Biological process (GO): regulation of fungal-type cell wall biogenesis
Cellular component (GO): mating projection tip
Source: RefSeq, a predicted model, not a curated record